AUGGCCUCGCCGGCUCCUUUACUGCGGCCGCCCAUUCCGGGUGGAGGGAGGUCGCAGAUGGGUAGUAAGAUGCCAAAGCUAGGCUUAGCCAUACCCGCGUCGCCCAACCAAAGACCGGUGAACAGCUCGGCCGCACCUCCAGUAGCGGAGAACGCGGCAUUACCACCUCUGGCCAUACCGAACAGACAACCUCCACAACUGCGCCUCGCGACGCCGUCAGGCACGAACCAGACACCACAUGAGAAUACACAGGCAAAGAGAAAAGGGCUGUCAUUGGUCAUGCCAGGGAGCGGAGGGAGCAGUGGAGACGACUCAGCGCUCAGCGGAGCACCGAGUUUCGCCGCCAGCAGCCAGCAGGGUGGGUCAAUAUCGACAACAUCCUCAACAUCAGCGACUUUGAAUUUCAACGACAUCAUCGGGCGAGCUAAUGAUACCGGGUCCGCUGCGUCGUCGACGAGCAUUGGAGCGCCGGGCAUGGCAAGGGAGAACAGCAAUCAGGGUAUAGAGAUAGACCUGGAGCGGUUGAGUCUGGAGAAGGGCGCUCCGUUGGACGUGGAGGAUUUGGAUGACAAUGGAUGGAAGGCUGCGAAGAAGGAGGGUAAGAUCAUCGAGCUUGGCAGCUUGGGAGAGGGGGCUGGAGGUGCCGUGACGAAGUGCAUGCUGAAAGGCGGCAAGACUGUCUUUGCGCUAAAGAUCAUCACUACCGACCCCAACCCAGACGUCAAGAAGCAAAUCGUCCGAGAACUUUCCUUCAACAAAUCCUGCGCCAGUGAUCACAUUUGUGAAUAUUACGGCGCUUUCAUGGAUGACACCGCUGGCACCAUCGGCAUCAGCAUGGAGUUCUGCGAAGGCGGCUCCCUCGACUCCAUCUACCGCGAGAUUAGGGAGCAAGGUGGCCGCAUUGGCGAGAAAGUGCUCGGUAAGGUCGCGGAAGGUGUUCUCAAUGGCCUGACAUACUUACAUGGCCGCCGCAUCAUCCAUCGCGACAUCAAGCCCAGCAACAUCCUGCUUACUCGAGGCGGCAGUGUCAAGCUCUGCGAUUUUGGCGUGAGUGGAGAGUUUGGCACGAAGGGUGACGCGAACACUUUCAUCGGGACGUCGUACUAUAUGGCUCCGGAGCGAAUAACAGGGCAGUCGUACACCAUCACGUCGGAUGUGUGGUCACUGGGCGUGACGCUGCUGGAGGUGGCGCAGAACAGAUUCCCAUUCCCUGCUGAUGGGACGGAGAUGAAUCCGAGAGCUGGACUGAUCGACUUGCUCACGUACAUUGUGCGGCAACCGAUACCUAAGCUCAAGGACGAGCCGGACAAGAAGCUCAAGUGGAGUGAUAUGUUCAAGUACUUUAUUGAGUGCUGUCUGGAGAAAGAGCCCAGCCGCCGUGCAACACCAUGGCGCAUGAUGGAGCACCCCUGGAUGCGGGAGAUGAUGUCGAAGAAGAUCGAUCUGCCUCGGUUCUUGAAGACUGUAUGGGCCUGGGAGGAGAAGGAAGCAUAG
Molecule: messenger RNA, 1494 nt
Organism: Saxophila tyrrhenica
Lineage: Eukaryota; Fungi; Ascomycota; Dothideomycetes; Mycosphaerellales; Extremaceae
Gene: MKK1
Product: Protein kinase C signaling pathway involved MAPKK protein
Exons: 3
Coding region: 1-1494 (497 amino acids)
Biological process (GO): protein phosphorylation
Molecular function (GO): protein kinase activity; ATP binding
Source: RefSeq, a predicted model, not a curated record